GAGGCGGCCGAGAACUGAACAGCUGGGUUUGUUUACAAUUUGACGUGCUUUCAGAAAGUGUAAAUUUUCCAGAAUUUCUUUAUUUUUCUCUGGAAAAUAUCAGAAAAUGUGUAGUGAAUUUGAAUGACAUGAAUUUUCAUGAUCGGCAGAAUAUCUUGGAAUCUACAGAAAUUUAACAGCCUCGCCAGUAUGUCGUCCAAAGCCAAGAAGUCUCAGAAAAAGGGCUCUUCCUGUGACCAGGAAGCCCAGAACACCAGCCAGCAAAGCUGUCCAGUGACCACAGACAAGAAUGGCUGCAUUUGCAUUCGAGUGAAUGCAAAACCAGGCGCGAAACACAGUCAAAUCACGGAUAUUGGUGAAGAUGGUGUCGGAAUUCAGAUCUCAGCUCCUCCUGUCGAGGGUCAGGCCAACACGGAACUUCUCAAGUACCUGGCGGACAUUCUUCCUGUCCGCAAGAGCGAUGUGAGUCUCGACAGGGGCUCAAAGUCCCGCCAGAAGGUCGUCAUUUUGGCCAAGGGCAGCACAAGUGUCGAGGAAGUUCUGAGAAUUCUGGGAAAAGAAGCCGAAUCCCGAUAAUAAAAAGCACCAGUUCUACCACAAAA
Molecule: messenger RNA, 602 nt
Organism: Phlebotomus argentipes
Lineage: Eukaryota; Metazoa; Arthropoda; Insecta; Diptera; Psychodidae
Product: UPF0235 protein C15orf40 homolog
Exons: 1
Coding region: 139-576 (145 amino acids)
Cellular component (GO): cytoplasm
Source: RefSeq, a predicted model, not a curated record